This is a messenger RNA of Cyprinus carpio (common carp), 1588 nucleotides long. RefSeq names its product ADP-dependent glucokinase 2 (gene adpgk2). The record is from RefSeq and is a predicted model, not a curated record. Gene Ontology annotation, molecular function: ADP-specific glucokinase activity. Gene Ontology annotation, biological process: glucose metabolic process. Gene Ontology annotation, cellular component: endoplasmic reticulum. NCBI's taxonomy places the organism in Eukaryota, Metazoa, Chordata, Actinopteri, Cypriniformes, Cyprinidae.
CGCCCCCUGAUUCAUCAUCACAUACUCGCUCAGGAAAAAAAGAGAGGAGGCAGGAGUCUGUUCAUACAUCUGCAAUGGCCAUUGAGCUGCGCUCUGGUGUCAAAUAUGGCUCGUUUUUGUCUCUUGCAGUGGUGCUGGUGGCGUAUUGGUUCCGCUCGCCGGACAGCUCGGUUCUGGACGACAGGCUGGACGCGGUUCUGUCUUCGUUGCUGCGCGCGGAGCGGAAAGUGGGCAUGAACGGCGUGUCCAGACCGCGAGUGGCUAUAGGUUUUGGCGGCUGUGUGGAUAUCAUAGUCGAUGGAGUGACUCUGCUGAACAAAAUGGGUUUGAAGCCGACAGACCAGCCCCUCCAUCAUGACUACAUAGAGAACGCGGAGCAGCUGGCACAGAGUUUCGCUUACUUUUUCUCCCCCGGAGCUGCUUCAGAGAGGUUUGUGAUGAAUGAUACACUCUUCAGUGAGCUGGUAGAGGCUUCUCGAGAGUUACCAGGAAACAGGUGGUCAAUAGGAGGAAAUGCACCUGUCAUGGCCAGCAGGAUGGCGCUGGAAGGAUGUGAUGUGCUUUUAGGGGGCAGUUUCAGCACCGAUUUCACUGAUAUCCUCUCACAGCGCAUCACAGUGGCUGGAAACACAGUGGAUGAGCCAGACAUCCACCUGAUCCUGGAGUAUCCCACAGGUGCCACAUGGGGGCCGUACACCUCCCGAAGGGCCAACAGGUAUAUUGUCCAUAGCGAUGACCAUAAUCCAUAUCUGGACUCCAUGGAGCAAUUUCAGGAGAAGCUGAACAGCUUCAAACCAGAUCUGCUUGUUGUAGGAGGACUACAGAUGAUGGACAGCUUCCCUUUCAAGCAAGGAGAGCGUGAGGCUCUGCUGGGAAGGCUGGCGAAGAUGUUGUCCUCCGCAUCCCCGCAGACCGCUGUCCAUUUCGAAAUGGCCAGCUUCGUAGAUGAGAGUCUAAUGUCAGAUCUCCUAGAGUUUGUUCUUCCUCACGCCGACUCGUUAGGCAUGAACGAGCAAGAGCUGCCCAAUCUCCUGAGCCUUUUCCGUGGUAGCAACUUGACUGUGCUUUCCGACCCCAACCCACGCGUAGCUACAGUGCUGGACCAGAUGCGAGAACUCUACCGCUUGGUAAACCAGCGCCACCACGAGGCCGGAAUGGGUCGACCGCUCACACGUCUUCAUGUCCACACACUGGCUUUCCAGGCCAUCAUCGUCAAACGUGGCUCCAAGUGGAAGAACACCAUGUCGGCCACAGCCAAAGCAUCUCUGACCGCCAACCGGCACGUCUGCGGCUCGCCGGACAUCGAUCUCAGUAAAGCACGGCUGAUCAUGGACGAAUCGUUCUCUGUUAGCAGGCAAGAAGGAAGCCCGAGAAUUCCACUCCAGGAAUCUCGACCCAUUUCCUGCUGGGAUGAGGAUGGCUAUGAGGUUUGCGUGGCUCCUGUACUGGUGUGCACUGAGGUCUACCAGACUGCUGGAGGAGGAGACAACAUCUCUGCUGCUGGGCUUGUACUGCAGAUCUGAAUAUGAGUCAUCUUUUGUCUUUUUCUUUUCUUUUUUUUAUUGCAUUAUUUUUUUUUUUUUUUUGG